UGUGGCAGAGGUUGCCCAGCAGUCACCAACCUUGGAGCUUUCCAAGCUGGAUAAAGCACCAAGCACUUGGUUUUGAGCUCCUGGCUGAACCUACUUUGAAAAGGGGGAGACUUUAUGAGGUGCAUUCUGACCCGAAUGAUUCUAUGAUCCAAAUCCAUGACUCUGUGAUCUUAAGGGAAGGACACUGCUCUUCAAGCAAGGGGAUGUGCCCCACUAGCAGUACAGUGCUGUGGAUACAAAUCCUUUAUCUGUGUAUAUUAUGCAGCCCAUCUGGAACAAAAUUAUUAAGAUAGUGCCUUUGUGGAUUGCUCCCAACCUGUUAACAUUCUCUGGAUUUGUCAUGAUAUUAUUUAAUUAUUUUCUAAUAUCUUUUUAUGACUGGGACUACACUGCUUCAGGUAGCAGUCCUGGACUUGUUCCCACCUGGGUGUGGCUCUUCAGUGCUUUUACCACCUUUUGUGCUUAUGCUUUAGACUCCAUAGAUGGGAAACACGCUCGAAGGACUCAGUCCAGUACUCCUCUGGGAGAACUAUUUGACCAUGGACUGGAUAGCUGGGCUACCUCCAUUUUUGUGCUUUCCUUUUUUUCUGUCUGUUCCCGUGACAAUGGGAAGACUGGAGUUUCUGUAUAUACAAUGUAUAUAUAUUUAAGCAUUGUCUUGUUUAACUUCAUGUGUUCACACUGGGAGAAAUAUAACACAGGAGUUCUUUUUCUUCCUUGGGGAUAUGAUAUAAGCCAAGUGGUAUUAAUAGCAGCAUAUCUGCUUACCAGUGCUGUUGGUGUGGAAGUCUGGCAGAAGCCUUUGCUGCUUGGUUAUUACAUUACAGACAUAUUAGUAAUCCUGCUUAUAGGCUUCAGUUUAUUUCUUUCAUUUCCACAAACACUAUACAAUAUUCACAGAGCACAUUUAAAGAAAACACUGAAGCAUGACUCUCUGUCUGAAGGACUCCUACCUCUUGUGUCACCUCUGUUGCUGUUCGUUCUUCUUACAGUCUGGGUGGUUUUAUCUCCAAGCAACAUAUUAGCAAAGCAACCAAGGCUGUUUUUAUGGAUGGUUGGAGUUGCUUUCUCAAAUGUUAUUUGCAAGGUGAUCAUCUGCCAGAUGAGCGGCACCCGGCCGGAGCUUUUCCACUGGUUCCUGUUGCCGCUGGCACUGGUGGUGUACGCAGCCAUCUCCGGGCUGCUGGGCUGGAUGGAAGAAGCUGUUCUUGCUGUGUUCACUGCCCUGGUCACGGCUGCCCACGUGCACUACGGGGUCUGCGUGGGUAGGCAGCUGAGUGAGCACUUGAACAUUUACAUCUUUUCCCUGAAGAAACGCAUCCAAGAGUGAACACCUGCACUAUGAUCAGACUGUAACACUUACGUGGAGAUCUGCAACUCUUCUGAUGUGAUAAACAGUUGGAAUUAAUCUGAUUAAAAUAACCAAAGAAUAGAACAGCACAGAUAUCUGAACCACUGCGACAAUGAGCUAUGCAGCAAGAUGCUUCAUCUCAGAGGAAGAUUCCUGUCCAGCAGAGAAGUGUUUACCAAGUUGUUCUGCUGCUAACAUUUUUUCUCUUCUAACACUAAUGCUGUGUUACUGGCCUCUCUGAAGCUUUUGUCUUCCUCCUCCUUGCCAUUUUGUCCAAAGUCCUGGAUAAAUUCAUGCCGGGUUACAAAAGCUUCUUGGUGGUUUAUAACCAGCACUGGUUUUGCCCAGCCUAGUCACCAGUGGGACCCCAGCAAUGCAAACACUCCCUGUAUGUCCUUCUCACUCAGACAUCUGUGCCUGCUUCAUUUUCCAUAUUUAUUUUCUCACAACUCAUUUCUUCCAUACAACCUCCUGAAAGGCUUAUGCACAUUCAGUCUUUUCCUCACCUCAAAUGAAUGUGUGAAGACAAGAGAAUGAGCUGAGAAAGCUAUGGGUAAAGUGUUUUUGAAAUGUACGGGUUUUUUCCCAUUCUCAGCAUUAAGAUGAGUCUCAGCUGACCUGUAUCUGUCAGAAAUGCAGGCUCUGUACAGCAGCAGCUGACCUUUAUAUUUAUUUCCUAGGCAGUAACAAGCACAUUGUUGAUAUUUCAGUAGCAAUGAGCAAUAUACUCUACAAAGGUAACCAGCUGAAAAUAAAUUUGGCCAGCAAACCUUCAAAGAUUCACACAUUUCACUGCAAAACUAGUUUAGGUCAAACAUUGUGUUUGAGUGCAAAAUGCAAAACAAACCAUUAUUUGCCUGUGUGCUUGAAGCAAAUUCUUGUGGGUUUAAAAAAAAAGACAAAAGAAAAAGAAACAAGAGUUUUUUUUUUUCAAAUGUUACACAUUUGCAUGCAGAUGUAAACUGCUCACUUCAUCUAUAAUACACGUAGGUUUUCUGCAUGCCUUAGAGGAAGGAGUAAGAAUUUGAGUUUCAUCUCUUUUCAUAUGCUGCCCUAGCCAGAGGGACUUUGUGAUCUUGAAGCACUAAUGAAACAAUCUGUCCAUUCCCCAAGGUAAGCAUGAGAUUACAUUUGUUGCACAAAGGGAUGUGAUUGACAGACUGGCAUAUUUAUUAACUAUUUUGCUUGCCAAAAGCCAGGUAAAAGCACAAUUGUUGAGCUGCUAAGGCUUAAGUUCACCUUUUUCAGUUCUUAGACCAUUUCUCUGGGUUUAUCACUAGCCUGAUCAUCCCCCCCCCAUUAACUUACCCUUAUAUCAGUAGCUCCUAUUAGUAUUUUCAGCUGAGCACUGACUAGUCAUAUGAACAGCUUCAAUUUAAGCUGGUGCUGCCUGUUACAGUAGUUGCCCUCCCACAACAUCAGCAGGUGAUUUCCCCUGGCAGCCCUUCCUGUGGUGCCAGGGGACAGGCCUGCACCAGCUUCCCCUCAUCACAAACCAGAAAUCCACGCCGACUGGGAAGGUUUCUUGUGAUUUGAAAGUAUGCAUGUUCCACCUACCAAAUGAGCAUGUUGAGGGUCCCACCCCAGAAAUGAACACGAGACUACAGUCACAGUUCAAGCAGCUUAAGGUUUGAGUUAGGCAGAGGGGACUGGGAUCCUGUUAAUGCAGAGUCAGAGGUUUUUCCAAGAGCCCUGCAGGGAAGGGAGGCUCCCAUGCCCUUUGGUACUACUGUGGUCCAGCUCCAAGGGACAUCUUCCAGCUUUCCUCCCCACUGGUGUGGUAGGCAUGCCCCUAUCCUGCAUGAUGCCCAGGGAGCGUGGGGUGUCCACCAAGGCACUCCCUAAGGACUCUCUCAGAAUAAGUCUGAAGGCUGGUUAUUUAAUGAAGUUUGCUAAAAAAGGCAGUUUGUGUUGAAGGGGAAUGACAAGUUUGAUGUUGUUGCAUGCACCCAGCAGUCUCAGUGUUUGAUGGAAUUAAAUACUACAUCCAAUACCAGAGACAUAAAAGUCUCACCUACUUUAUAAAGGAAGUUUAUAUUUCACCCUUCCAUCACAAGUGUCUGGAGGAAGUUCUGAUGAGAAAAGAAUUAGAAUACAAUAAACGAAAUUACCUCUAAAUUGGUUGUACUGGAGAAACUCUGUGGACAGACUUCUCUUUUAUGUCUGUCUUGCACUUAAUUAGGAAACAGCUGGAAAUAAGGGUCACAGAAGCAGCACUAUUUGAUGCACUGUAAUGGAGUAUUUUGAAAUAUUCAUUAAAUGAAAUUAUAAAACUUGAAAUACCACAACCUGCCUGCACUUGUACCUUUCUAAAGAGAAAUACAACGUCACUUUUUAAGGACA
Messenger RNA from Neopelma chrysocephalum (saffron-crested tyrant-manakin), 3694 nucleotides. Its product is annotated as ethanolaminephosphotransferase 1-like. The transcript has 10 exons. NCBI's taxonomy places the organism in Eukaryota, Metazoa, Chordata, Aves, Passeriformes, Pipridae. Gene Ontology annotation, biological process: phosphatidylethanolamine biosynthetic process. The record is from RefSeq and is a predicted model, not a curated record. Gene Ontology annotation, cellular component: endoplasmic reticulum membrane; Golgi apparatus. Gene Ontology annotation, molecular function: ethanolaminephosphotransferase activity. Bases 260 to 1330 code for a protein of 356 amino acids.